UAAUGUAUAAUUUACGACUCAAACUCCGGUCUUGUCCUUUCUUUAACAACUUUAAUUUUGUAAGGAUAUGCACGAUUGUUCAUCACUACACCUUUCUUUUUUCCCCUCUCAUGGACACCCAUUAGCUUCACUUCUCGACAAUUCCCACCAAUUUCGAUGGAAAAGUUUCAGUCUUGCAAGUUUCAUAUCAUUCUGUUCCUUAUCAUAUUAAUUCAAUUACAUUCACUUGUUUUUCCCUCCUCAGGUUACACUCUUCCUGAUAAGUACUUCAUCAAUUGUGGAUCAGACUCCCCAGCCAGCCUCGGACCUGGGCGGUCUUUUAUUGGUGAUGCCCCUUACUUACUUGGUUCAAGGAAAGCUGUAAAGGACAGCAACCAAUCUACAACCACAUCAUUAUAUCAAACUGCAAGAGUUUUCCAAGGACACUCUUCUUCAUAUCAGUUUGAUAUUGAUGAACAAGGAAUAUACAUAAUAAGACUUCAUUUCUUUGCUUUUUCAUCCUCAGAUGCUAACCUGACCAGUGCUUUAUUCAAUGUCAGGGCUUCUGAAUUUCUAUUAUUAUCAAAUUUUAGUAUCUCGAGGAGUAAUUCACUUAUGAUUAAGGAAUUCUUGUUCACAAUUGAUGCAAGAAAAUUAAUGAUCCACUUCAUACCAUACAAUAAGUCAUCUUUAGCUUUUAUAAAUGCUAUAGAAGUCUUUCUUGCACCAGAAAGCUUCAUUCCUGAUAAUACAACUUAUAUCACUCCUUCAGGAAUGAGAGGCAAUUAUAGUGGGUUGCUCCAACAAGGCUUGCAUACUAUCCACAGAAUCAAUGUUGGAGGCGACAAAGUCACAGAAAAUAAUGAUAGCCUGUGGAGAAAUUGGAUACCUGAUGAUGAUUUCUUGUCUUAUCCUGAAACUGCAAAGAAUCAUUUACUCUUUGAAGGCAAAUUACUUUCUGGUCCACAGGAAACUGAAUAUUCUGCUCCAGACCAUGUAUAUAGGACUGCUAAAGAAUUGAAGAGCUCAAAUAUUUCCAAUAUAACGUGGGGAUUCCAUGUCAGCAAGAAUUCGAGGCACCUUGUCCGGGUACAUUUCUGUGAUAUUAUUAGUACAGGACUUGCUGUUCUUGUGUUCAAAUUUAAUAUCUAUAGCAACUUUAGUAAGAAUAUCAGCUCUUACGAAGCCACCCAGUCAGUUGCAGCUCCAUUUUACUUUGACUUUGUUGUUGACUCUGAUAAUUCUGGAUUCAUGAAUAUAAGCGUGCACCAAAGAAAGGAUUCUGAAACUAAAAAUGCAUUCUUGAAUGGGCUGGAGAUUAUGGAAAUGAUGGAAAAAUCGCACGAACCCACGAAGAAUAGUAGGAUGCCUUUUAUGGUUGGUUCAAUUGGUUCUGUGCUAUUUCUUGUGGUUUUAAUAGUAGGUUUGUUGGUGAUUGUGAAAUACAGGAGAGCAAAGGCUUCUAGAACUUCAGGAGUGCCAUUUUCUGUGCCUCUUUAUGGAGGAAGCUCCCACAACUGGUUGGCUGAAAGAACUGCUAAUAUUUCUCUGGCUCCUGACUUGAAACUAGCACUAAAAAUACCAUAUGCUGAAAUACAGCGUGGAACGAGGAACUUCAAUACAAAAUUCUUGAUUGGUGAGGGUGGAUUUGGAAAAGUCUACAAAGGAACUCUCCGUGACGGUGUAAAUGUUGCAGUUAAAAGAAGUGAACCAGGUCAUGGUCAAGGUAUUUUGGAAUUCCAAACAGAAAUCAUGGUCUUAUCCCAAAUUCGCCAUCGCCAUCUUGUUUCCUUAAUUGGAUACUGUGAUGAAAGAAAUGAAAUGAUAUUGGUUUAUGAAUUUAUGGAGAAGGGGACUCUAAGAGACCAUCUUUACAGUUCAGUAGAAAACUCUGAAAAAUAUUCUUCGCAAUCCAAACUGUCUUGGGAGCAAAGACUUAAAAUUUGCAUUGAUGCUGCAAAAGGACUUCAUUAUUUGCAUACCGGCUUGUCAAGCAGAAUAAUUCACCGUGAUGUUAAGUCAACAAACAUUUUGCUUAAUGAAGAGUACAUUGCUAAAGUUGCUGAUUUUGGUCUUUCCAAGUCAGGUCCCCUUGAUCCUGAUGAAAAUACUGGUGUAAAAGGCAGUUUUGGCUAUCUUGAUCCAGAAUAUUUUAUGUCAUUACAGUUGACAGAAAAAUCUGAUGUAUAUUCUUUUGGAGUAGUACUUCUUGAAGUACUUUGUGCUAGACCAGUAAUUAUGACAUCCGAUAGGAGGGAGGAGGUGAACUUAGCAGAGUGGGGAAUGCUUUGGCAGAGGAAAGGUCAGCUUGAGAAAAUCAUUGAUCCUUCUCUGAUGGGGACCAUUAACUCGAGUUCAUUACGAAAAUUUGGCGAAACAGCAGAGAAAUGUUUGAGGGCAAGUGGUGCAGAAAGGCCUAUGAUGCAUGAUGUGAUGUGGGAUUUGGAAUUUGCAUUGAGGCUUCAACAAAACUCAAUGCAAAGAGAGUUAGAUGAGGACAGCAUGAAUACUGCUUCUCUGGAGUUGGCAUUGCAAGCUGUUAACCACCUACCAUCUCAUAGAGUUCCAGGCGAAGAAGACAAUUCAUUUGCAGUAUUAGGAGGUCCUGAUGCUUCUGUUACAAUGGCUAGUGGGGUUUUCUCACAACUAAGGAUUGAUUGUGGUAGAUAAAUCUUCACAGCUCAGUUUCAGGAUAGCUAGUGGGUAUAUUUUUUAUUUUUUUUCCUUUUUCCUGAUGAGUCCAAAUUAAUUCCUUCUGCCUUGAAUGUAAUUUUUUAACUUUAUUGAGCAGAUGGUAAGCUUUUAUUGAUGUUUCAAUUGGUGAACUAAUUAAUGUUUAAUUAUCAGCUGAAAGAGCUUAUUAGAUAAA
Molecule: messenger RNA, 2848 nt
Organism: Jatropha curcas
Lineage: Eukaryota; Viridiplantae; Streptophyta; Magnoliopsida; Malpighiales; Euphorbiaceae
Product: putative receptor-like protein kinase At5g24010
Biological process (GO): protein phosphorylation
Molecular function (GO): ATP binding; protein kinase activity
Source: RefSeq, a predicted model, not a curated record